This is a messenger RNA of Penicillium alfredii, 3402 nucleotides long. RefSeq lists its product as uncharacterized. Lineage: Eukaryota; Fungi; Ascomycota; Eurotiomycetes; Eurotiales; Aspergillaceae. The transcript is spliced from 6 exons. The record is from RefSeq and is a predicted model, not a curated record. Bases 1 to 3402 code for a protein of 1133 amino acids.
AUGGGUAGGAAAUUAUUCUUUGCUCAACGAGACAAGGUCGCCAAAGAGAAACGCCGCAAACAUUUGGAGCAAAGCGGUUAUGUUUUCGGAUCGCAUGCAAAUGAAGAUGCCAUUCGAGAUAAGGACAAGAGGAUACCUAAGACCAAGAAGGUGUACAAGCAACAUGCCGAACUUUGGAAGGACUUCCUUGAACAAAACGGGAUACGAGACUAUGACAAUUGCCCGGGCUCCAAGGCUCCAGAUCAUCAGCUCAUCAAGGAGUUUCUCCGUUGGUACAUUCAUUCCACCCGAGGACGACUAAGUAAAAAUGGGCGACCAGUGGUGAAGUCAGUUGUGUCGUGCGCAGAGCGUUUUUUUGGUGGCCUCGAAGAGGAUAUGCAAAUUAGCGUUGGACUGGUGGAUCGGAAAGAAAUAUUCAACUACGAGUUAGCGCUAAGCACAAAGCAGUGGAUCAAAAGAUCAUUGACAGCAGAAGGAACUAUUGAGAAUAUCAAUUCUCCAAACAAAAGCUUUACCAGGAAGGAUUUCAUCAGAACAGUCUCAUCUCUGUGGCAGACCGAUCAUCACCGCUUUAUACCGGGAUUGCUCAAAGUCAUCAUCUUGCUGGCUCUUCAACUAUAUCUCUUCACUGGAGCGAGAAUUGGAGCUUUUAUACCUUCCCAUGAAGAUAAAAUGCAAAGAGGUCUUCGAUACAAGCACAUCGAUCUAGUUUUGUUCCCAUCCUCUACAGUACCUUGGAAGGUAGAAUGGAGAGUCAAUCAAGUGUGGCUCAAAAAUAAUCGGGACCCCAAUUACACGGUAUUUGGGAUUGGGAUCCGUGACACCAAGAGACCACAAUUCGCAGCUGGGUAUAUUCUUCUGGCCCUUGCGCUUGAGCACGGUGCCCUUUUUGGCAUAAACACCGUGGAGGACCUAGCCCAGUAUGACCUUUCAAGCGGGCCGAUUCCGUUACGCUGGAAAGACGAAUAUCUGGAAAAGCCUGUCCUCAGAAAUGUCACAGCUGAUGGACCUCAAGAUAUUCCCCUCACCAAGGACGCGUUUGGAGAAUGCCUGGGUCGAGUACUUGCUGCUGCUGGAUAUACCGAGAGACCAAAAGUUCAUGAGAUUCGAAAGCAUCUUGGAAAAAAAAUUGAAGGUGAGCUUUUGGAGAAUUGCAGCCGCAGAGCCGAUUGGCUAAUACCUGGUACAGAAAAAAAAUAUGGAUCUGCGUUGGUCUCGCAAAUCUAUGGACAUAAAGGACCAGGAACAUAUCCAAAGGACUACUUAUUACACUGUUCGUCGAUUGACACAGUCUCAGCUGUUCUGGAUGAGAAGGAGCAAUCGGAUCAUAUCGAGUACUUCCAAGGGUUUGACCGAUUCUAUGAACCUGGAUUGCCAGGCGAACUACCUGCGCAAAUUGAAGAGAGUAUUCUGGAGAAGCCAGAACUAUUGGAAAUCAGAAGCCGGAUCGAGCAUCUUGAAUCCCAGAACCACGACAAGGAGCUCAUAAAGGCUGAGAGAAUGGACUACAAAAAGCUCUUGGUUCGACACCGCCUUGUUGAACUGAAAGAAUAUCAGACCCGCUGGGUCCAGGAAAGACGAGACCGAAAAAUCCUUAAUAGGGGAAAAGAAGAGCCGAUGGCUGUUGGUAAUGACGUUUCCACACGAGCUCAAGCCUUGGUGAUGCCCGAGAUUUCCCGAAUCGCAACGUUGAUGUCUUGCACCAAAGAGCUUUCUUUUGAAGAGAUGCUUCUUUUUGUGCAAGAUCUGAAAACUCAAUGUUCCCGUGACUUCAGCGUGGUUUACCUUCCAAGUGAAAGCCCUAUUCACGGUCUCUGCCCCGCGAGAAGUUGUCAAAAAGAGAUUGCAAGCCUAAAAAAAUCCGAAAGAAGUGCCCACAUUCAUGAAUGCGUUCGGCAUGAGAUGGCACUUGACCUUCAAGUUUCGGAAUCAGAGAUGCGCUUUUGUUACGAGUGUAUGAAAUGGUUUCUGUCAUGUCAAUGGCGAGAUCAUUGCACAUCACAUCUCCAGUCCUGGAGAACCCAACACUGCGAAGUGAUCAUAUACCGUCACACGGUCAUUCGACCGGGCUACUGCCCCUUUUGCUUACCAAAAACGGACCUUCUCCCUGAAGAUCGGUUACAGUAUUGGCUGCGAACUGAUAAUCUAAAGCGGCACAUUGAGGAAGAGCAUUUACCUGAGAUCCAGUGGCCCACAACAAAGCCUAUUUGCGGCUGCACCCAAACUUUUGAGAACGAUCAUGGCCUUCGACAUCAUUUGCACGACGUACAUGGGUUAAACAAAGCCAUAUGGCUAAAUCCAAAGCCUCCGAGGAAGAGGAAGCGUGUCUGCAAGGCGGAAUUGCAAACAGAGCCAGGGGAGCGCCCCAAGAAACCCCGCUUUUACCGUUAUCCGCCCCCGCGUCACGAACAUGAGCACCAACUGUCAGACAAAAUAUUUUUGCCCGUCCCCACAUUUCAUUCGUUCGUUGCAGAAUAUCCAGAUCAAUAUUACUGUUCGAGUCUCCGUGGCAGCCCAAGUGAAGGUAGCAAAAGCAGCUCAGUUGUGUCUUGCUUAUCCGCAGCAAGUUCUCCGCUCAGCUCUCGGCCAACAACCCCUGGACUGGAAGUGAUUGAUCCGAGAAUCCUCGAGCCUUCUGAGAUUGACAAAGAGCAAGCACGCCAGCCUUAUGAUCAAACCUCUAUGCAGCCGAACUCCCUUAAAAUCUCUCUGGAUAAGCAAGAGAUCAAAAUCAAACCAUUCGGUGAUGCGACAGGUUCACAAUCUCCCGUUCAAAGCCUUUCCGUUCAACCCAAUAUUGGUCUUGAGAUCAACGAUCCUCGGACUCUCGACCCUUCUGAUCUCCACGCAGAGGGUGCACGCCGACCUUGUGGUCACGUUGCCAGCCAGCUGAAUUCACUCAUGGUCUGUCCAAGUGAGGUUGAGACCAAACCAGUAUCGCUCAGUGGCACGACACAGGCGGAAUACUCCCCUACAUGCUUUGUCACCAGCGAAGCGAACGAGCAGCAGAAAGUUUUGCGAGAAGAUUGUCCCACGUCCACGUCAGCCAGCGAUGAAACUGUUCCUGCGGAACAUGAAUACGACUAUCCUAUCCAUAACCAGAUAGAAGUCGGUGAUGAAAACUUGCCUCAUUUCGAUGAAGCCCCUGUCACCAGAUCUCGUGGACGCCUGACUAGAGCGAAGGCAAGAUCACAGUCGCACCAUCCAGAUCACAAGCUGCGCCAGAGGCUCAAUACAAAGGAGACACAAAAGCUGCGUCAACUCAAAAGCCAAAAUCUGACUCUGAGGCAGAUUGGAAUUCACUUCGCAGACGUAGACACGGCUUUCCUGCGACACGUUUGGAUGGACAUAAAGCCUUCCCAGCGAUGCACCAGAUCACGGACUAAUCGGAUGGGCGGCUAA